AUAUAUAUAUAUAUAUAUAUGCAUGUAUACAUGUACAUAGUUAACUAGAAGUUUACAAAAGGAAAUUAUCCAUGCCAGACGAUCAAACAAAAAUAAUUAUGGCAUAUAUGCCAAAAGAUAUGGAGAAUAAUGCUAUUAAUUGGUUUACUGAAGCUUAUUCAACUUAUACAACAUUUAAAGAUAUGGCUGAUUAUUUAAAACAAAAAUUUGAUCAUAUUUAUGGACGUAAUUGGCAAUGUGUAAUUGGACGUGAUUUUGAAAGCUCAAUUACUCAUUUGGAUAAUAAUCUCAUCUAUUUUUAUUCAAAAAGUUUGGAGAUUCUAUUAUUUAAAACGGCUUAUUAAUGAAAUUGAAUGAAAGCGGUUAAUUAUCUAAUGAAAAUUCAAUUUCUUUGUUUACUGUUGUCAUGGUUAUAUUCCUUCAUAUUAUUUUGAAUUGAGUUAUGUGUACA
Messenger RNA from Schistosoma rodhaini, 451 nucleotides. NCBI's taxonomy places the organism in Eukaryota, Metazoa, Platyhelminthes, Trematoda, Strigeidida, Schistosomatidae. The record is from the annotation of a GenBank genome assembly.